Molecule: messenger RNA, 952 nt
Organism: Rhinichthys klamathensis goyatoka
Lineage: Eukaryota; Metazoa; Chordata; Actinopteri; Cypriniformes; Leuciscidae
Product: neurexophilin-2
Exons: 1
Molecular function (GO): signaling receptor binding
Source: RefSeq, a predicted model, not a curated record
GCGCACGGCUUGGAGAAACAGGUGGGCAAAUCUCUGGAUUACCUGGAGCAGGGCCCGUCCGGCACAGUCUUCAAGAGCCUCCCGCACGGGUCAGGAGUCGUCAAACCCCCGUACCAAACGUCCAGGAUAUUCUCCACGAUGGACCACGCGCCCGUCAAACCCAAACCGCCCACCUUCAGCUUCCAGAACCCGUACGAAUGGGCCCGCAACCAGUCCCAACUCCUGGAGCAAACAGGCUACCGACCCAAACGCAAACCUUCCCUCAAAACCUCAAUGAAAACUAAAAAGAUCUUCGGCUGGGGCGACUUCUACUUCAACGUCAAGACGCUCAAGUUCAGCCUUCUGGUGACCGGGAAAAUCGUGGAUCACGUCAACGGGACGUUCACCGUCUACUUUCGCCACAACUCCUCGAGUCUCGGGAACGUGUCGGUCAGCAUCGUCCCACCAUCUAAAGUGGUCGAGUUCGAGGUUCUCCAACAGCAAAGCCCGAUUCAUCCUGAGAUCCAGUUCCACCCGCCUCAACAAUCCACGAUCGACCCCAAAGACAUCAAAACCUUCAAUUGCCGAGUCGAGUACGAAAAAACUGAUCGCUCCAAGAAGCCGAAACCCUGCCUGUACGACCCGUCGCAAACCUGCUUCACCGAGAACACGCAGUCGCACUCGUCCUGGCUCUGCGCGAAACCCUUCAAAGUCAUCUGCAUCUUCAUCUCCUUCUUCAGCAUCGAUUACAAGCUGGUGCAGAAGGUCUGUCCGGACUACAACUUUCAGAGCGAACAUCCGUACCUCGGAUGAAGCGGACGUGUUUUCCGGUGAUUUUUUCGAUCUAAGUUUUCUUUGUAUAUAGAAAGAACAACCCUAAUCCGUUCAGCUCUUAAAGGGAUAGUUCACCCAAAAAAUGAAAAUUACCCCGGGAUUUACUCACUCUCAAGUCAUCCUAGGUGUAUAUGACAUU